This is a messenger RNA of Fundulus heteroclitus (mummichog), 2316 nucleotides long. It is a transcript of the gene ier5l, whose product is annotated as immediate early response 5-like. The coding region runs from base 143 to 970 and encodes 275 amino acids. The record is from RefSeq and is a predicted model, not a curated record. NCBI's taxonomy places the organism in Eukaryota, Metazoa, Chordata, Actinopteri, Cyprinodontiformes, Fundulidae. The transcript has a single exon.
GCCUGAGCUUCUGUAAAUGAGUGCUGAUGCUCAGCGGCGCCUCGGCGUCUCCAAUGUUUCCACGCACAGCUGACUGGAACAGUUCUGACAGAACCAAGCGAGACCACUGACCGGCGGUUCCGUUCCCUCGGACUGGAGCUGGAUGGAGGUGGACCGAAGGGCCAUGGAGUGCGCCGUGGACGCGCAGAGCCUGAUCUCCAUCUCCUUAAUGAAGAUCCACAACUCCAGGACGCAGAGAGGAGGCAUCAAGCUGCACAAGAACCUGCUGGUGUCCUACGUGCUGAGGAACGCGCGGCAGGUCUACAUCAAGGAGAAGUACGCGGAGAUCUACAGGAUGCAGCAGUACGAGGAGGUGAUGGCCGUCUGCAACGAGAUCCAGGAGCUGGACCCGCUGGACCUGGGCGCGGAGGACGGCGACGAGGAGGAGCAGGGACGGGCUGCGUGCUGCGGAGAGGAGAGCCGCCCGGCGGGCAGCAGAGAGCCGGAGCAGCCGUACUACCGGAGCUGCUGCAUGGAGGCUCCGCCGGGCUCCCCCUGCGACCAGUUCGCCCCGAACGGCGGCGGCGGCGGCGGCUCCCACUGCAACAAGACCACCGUGCUGGACCUGGACACUCAUGUGGUGACCACGGUGGAGAACGGCUUCCUGCACCAGGACUGCUGCUGCGCCGCGCCGCAGUGCGCACCGGGCGCCGCGGCCAGGAAGCGGAAGGUGGACUCCGGUGGUUGCGCGCCGGACGCGGAGGAGCCGUCGGACUUCACGGCGGCGCGCAAGCGCUUGAAACGGGAGGACUGCUCUAACCCGGACUGUAACCCGGACUACACGGACACGUCCAACAUCUCCAACCUGAUCUCCAUCUUCGGCUCGGGCUUCUCGGGGCUGCUGAGCCGGCAGGCGGACCUGGAGCAGGUCUGCAGCAAGCAGGCGCUGGCCAGCCUCGGCGCCUGGACGCGGGCCAUCGUGGCGUUCUGAGCGGCUCCGGGUCAGCUCGCCCCCGCGCCAGGUCGUAGCGCAGUUUCGUACCCGCGCGUCACCCCAGGAGGAUCGGUCCGUUGCUAAUAUCUGAAAGAGUUCUGGAUAGAAUCGAUCAUGAUCCUAUUCACUGUAAAUUACUAGAGAACUUUGUCAAUCUUUGCAUUUAUCCUGGUUCUGCUCCCAGAUUCGGACCCUGGUCAAACCAAAACGAGCUGAUUUUUAUUUAUUGGAGUCUGAAAACAGUUUUCCUCUCAGGUUCUCCUGAACAGAUUGUUUAGCAGGACGGUUCUCAAAGCGGGUACGAAAUGACGCGCGGUGGGGAUGGGUACGAAAUGGCGAAGGGGCGAAAUGACCCGUAGGCAGCUUUUCUGAUGAAAGGGAGAGCGGGCCCAGAUGUUCUGUGAGGGAACCUUUCAGAACCUGCUCCAGUUUACACAGCCAGGAGGGGAAGGAGGCUUGGUUUCAUUUUGCACAUCCAGGAGGCUGAAGUUGCUCCUCAGACAGCUCCACCUGAAGGUCAGACCCCAGCCAGGUCCAGUUAUCUGCUCCCACAUGUCUGCAGAAGCCGGGCUGCAGGAGCAGAAGGAAGCAGAUCAGGUCUCCGGGUCGCUGCCUCCUGUCUCGGCCAUCUUUAAUCACCUGAUGUCAACAGCUGUGACGCGGUCCUGUGUGAGGCUCGGCCUGAUGCAGGAUUUUACCUCAGAGCACACGUGUCUUAAAAUAAACAUGAACAGGAGGGACAUGCGUGUCACCCAGAGCUCAUUGGAGGAGAAGUGGGCCUCCUCCUGCAGAGCCAGGAGCAGAACAGGCCGGGGCCGGAGCUGCAGACCCGGGUCUGAGGGACGGUGGACUUCAGUUGCCUUAAAUCUGAUGCUGCUCGCCCCGGUGGAGGAGACCGAAUGUUCUGCUGUCCACUUUCAGAGGAGCGAUGCUCAGCCGGAGCAGAUUGUCAGCAUGUCGAUGAGGAAGAGACUCUGCAGCUCCUCUCUGAUCACAUCCUUUUCCUUUCAAUCAGCGUCGCCGUCAUUUAGGACUCCAGCUUGGUUUUGUGAGUUUGAACUUUGUAAAAAAAAAAAAAGAAAACAAGAAACAGACUGAUCAUAGUCCUUUUGUUUUAAAAAGGGAAGCCCAUGUUUUCAGCCAUAACCCGAGGAUCCAUGCGUUAGCUUUACGAGCACUAUGUGUACCAAAAUAAAGAGAGUAUUCAGCCAUUCUCGACAUAUUUUCUUUGUUAUUCUUGUAUUUUUGUGCUUAAUAAAUUGUAUAUCUCCGGGUGAAACUGUUCGAGAAAGUAUUUGUUAAAAUUUAUAAUCUUAAUAAAAAAUAAAAGUCUUUCAUCUUAA